ACGCACGUAAAAACGCACAGAAUUAACGUCAGUCAUCAGAGACCCACACACCAUCAUUCCCAGUCUGGAGCUCCACGCGACACCAUGGCUUCUCUGCUUCAACUAAUGCUUGGCACCAUGUUCCUCGUCUGUGUCAUGCCUUACAUUGGCAGCACCAAGAACACUGAUUCCGUGCAGCAGGAAAACAUUCAACCUGUGCAGCUUAAAGAAUUUAAUCCACGAUCUCGACGAUUUUUAGAUGACUUUGUAGAUGAGGCUGCUGAGAUGUUCCUAACUGAAUUAGACAAGCUUUUAGAGCACUUAACUGGUCAUACUAAAAAGGUUUUUGUAAGGAAAAUGUAUUUUGCCAUGAAGGCUUUUGAGAAUGAAGGAAAAGAAGUGUUAAUCAGGAAAAUCACAAAUGCAGUAGACGAAAUACCCGGAAUAACAGGUACACUUUUAAGUACCCUUGUUCCAGAAUUUGUAACCGCCGUGUGGUCAAACUAUGGCAGAACACCUGGAUUGCUGAAACUGCGCCAGAUGAUAAACGAAGAAGCAGACAAAAUGGGAAUAAGUGGUGCAAGUCAUCAAGUUCCAGGUAUUAUGACGUCACUUGUCCUGCUUCUGAUAACGCAGAUCUGGCGAAUGUUUGCUAAUUAAUCAGUCCACAAGACUGUCGUGCAUGGCAACCAGACAAUCACCAGACAUCAACAUAUAAACUCACUUCAGAAUACCGUGUCGGGGUUUUGAACAAUUCAGAUGUGCCAGGAUGGGGUUGGUUUCCUCUAAAGGUGGUGGCGAAUGCUGAAUCAGAUGAUAGUUAACUAUAAACACAAUGUGUGAUAUGGUUUCUAGUAUUGUAUAACUGUUAUCGUGAACAGCCGUCUUAACUACAUUACUAAAAAAUUUUUACAGACUAAGACAAUCUAUAAUCUUGCACUGAGAAUAUUUUUUUUUUUUUUUUUUUUUUUUUUUUAAUUCUUGAAAUGAUCUUUAAUUUAUUUUGAGGCUGAUGUGAAUAUGGGCGAGUGGAAGCAUUGUGUAACCAUGAAAACAAGUAUAUCAAACAGUUUUUUAACGGCUUUCUCUUUGUUUAUUUGGUUAGUGUGACGUAGCCCAGUUGUAAAGCGUCCGCUUGAUGCGCUGUCGGGUCUGGGAUCGAUCCCCGUCGGUGGACCCAUUUGGCUAUUUCUCGUUCCAACCAGUACACCACCACUAGACCUGGUAUAUCAAAUGCUGUGGUAUGUGCUAUCCUGUCUGCGGGAUGGUGCAUAUAAAAGGUCCCUUGCUUCGAAUGGAAAAAUCUGGCAUGUGUUCUCUCUAAGACCAUAAUAUAAUGUCAAAAUUACUAAAUGUUUGACAUCCAGUAGUCGACGAUUAAUAAAUCAAUGUGCUCUAGUGGUGUCGUUAAACAAAACAAACUUUAACAGUAGUAAUAGGUUUGCUUCCGACAUUCAACCUGGAAGUACCUUAUGACUGCACGUAAUAAACCCUCGUGAGUUUAUAUUAAAGAGACCAUCCUGAGUUUUUAGCCAUGACGUCAAGUUGUAGGCAAGUCUAAUCUCUUAAAACGUAAACUUACAAGUUUCUGAUGGUGGUGGCUGCUGCUGCUGCUGCUGCUGCUGCUGCUGGAAAGGGUUAUGUUUCCAACAAUCUAUGUUUAUUUUCGCACGUGACGAGUUAAAUCGUGAGACCAUAUAUACGUUUUAGAACAACAUGUCACACUGAUUCAUGAUAUUGACUGUUGAAUGACUCAAAGUGAAUUGAUGAUGAUAUCUGACCUUUUAGGCCUAUACUCUUUUGAUACAUGUUCAUCUGUUUCGUUUUGGGGUUUUCCAUCUGUUGUUGUAUUCGAGCAAACUCGGAAGCUUCGGGUGCAUGUUUAGAAUCAUCCAAUGAGAGUCUUCCAAAGUUAAAAUAUAAAUGUUUCUAUCCAAAUAAUGCUAAAAGACUUUGUCUACAUACUAAACAAAUCACCAUUAGCUGUACACGUUUUUAAAAAUGUCCAUCGCGAUACGUUUCUUGGUCUUUAUUUUGCUUAAACACCUUUAUGUGCGCUGGGUUUUAUUUGAGAAUUCAUCCCACAGACAGGAUAGCACAUACCACACCCUUUGAUAUACCAGUUUUGGAGCACUGGCUGGAUAUAGCCCAACGAGCCCACCAACGGGAAUCGAUCCU
Molecule: messenger RNA, 2157 nt
Organism: Gigantopelta aegis
Lineage: Eukaryota; Metazoa; Mollusca; Gastropoda; Neomphalida; Peltospiridae
Exons: 4
Coding region: 85-639 (184 amino acids)
Source: RefSeq, a predicted model, not a curated record